AUGGACCUUGGAGGGAUGUUCGCACGUCGUAGGAUUCGGGGCGUGACAUCGAGCCUCGCGGAUCUUGACUUGUACAAUCUGUCUCCAAACAUUUCCUUGGCAUUCAACAUAUCCCCCGGUUGGAUUCCUCCCUUCAAGCUCAGGUACCUGAAAACCAGGUCUUGCCAAUUGGGUCCCGAGUUUCCUACUUGGCUCAGGAACCAAAAUGACCUCAAGACCGUGGUGUUGAACAAUGCUAAAAUUUCUGGAACCAUACCCGAUUGGUUCUUCCAGCUGAAUCUGCAAUUAGAUGAGCUAGACGUCGGGGAUAAUCGACUCACCGGGGAGCCACCCACCUCACUGAUGUUUGUAGAUGACCAGUCCAAUGUCGACUUGAGUUCGAACCUCUACGAAGGUCCACUUCCUAUGUGGUCUUCCAACGUGACGACACUGUAUCUCAAUGAUAAUCGCUUCUCCGGUCCCAUUCCUCCCAACAUUGGUGAACUCAUGCCUUACCUGACAGAUUUAGACCUAUCUCGGAACGACCUAAAUGGUACCAUUCCCUUGUCCAUUGGGAAUAUGACCUCUUUGACAACCUUAGUCAUCUCCAACAACUACCUAUCUGGAGAAAUACCGCGGUUCUGGAGCAACUUGUCCUUGCUGUUUAUUCUCGACAUGUCGAACAAUAGCCUUUCGGGUCCAAUACCGAGCGAGAACAAGUUCUUGGGAAACAUUCCAGCAUGGAUUGCAGAGAGCAUUCCUUCGUUGCUGAUUUUGCGCCUGCGGUCCAAUUCGUUUACUGGGGAAAUUCCUCCUCAGAUAUGCCAGCUUUCGAAUCUCCACCUAGUAGACCUCUCGCACAACAGGUUGUCAGGAUCGAUCCCGCCGUGCAUCGGAAACUUAACUGGCUUGAAAGUGGAGCUCACGGAUGCUGACACAGAGAGGUACCAGGGACGCUUGACCGUGGUGGCCAAAGGACGGUUUGUUCAAUAUGAUCAAAGCAUUCUUUACCUCGUCAACAGUUUGGAUCUCUCGGACAACCCGGGAGACGAGAAACAGCAACAAUCUCCCGACAAUGGCGGCAGAAACGGCGAGAGCGAAGAUGGAGGCGAUGAUCUCGAAUACUUCUGGCUCAUCCUGAGCAUUGGGCUCGGUUUCUUUGUCGGGUUCUGGGGCGUCUGCGGCACUUUGAUCAUAAAGAAGUCAUGGAGAGAGGCUUAUUACGGUUACGUCGACAGAAUGAAGAACAAGCUAGCUGCACUCAUCGCAUGUCGGAUGGACUAG
Syzygium oleosum is the source of this 1263-nucleotide messenger RNA. RefSeq names its product receptor-like protein EIX2. The transcript has 2 exons. The record is from RefSeq and is a predicted model, not a curated record. Lineage: Eukaryota; Viridiplantae; Streptophyta; Magnoliopsida; Myrtales; Myrtaceae. Bases 1 to 1263 code for a protein of 420 amino acids. Gene Ontology annotation, molecular function: protein binding.